CGGCUAUUAGGAGGUCCAGCCGGUGCUAUAGAACAGGGCCCCCAAUUUUUUGGGCCCAAAACAUAAAAUUUGCUGGAAAUUAAAACUUAAAAAAAAAUAAAGAAAACUAAACGUGUGCUUCUUCUUCACCGUAACUUGUAUUAUUAUUGGAACAAGCAAAGCAAACCUCUUCAAUUUCUCUCUCUUCCCCAUAAUUUGAUUUCCCAAAAAUUAAUUCUCUUGAUUUUCUCUCCUAAAACACUCUAAUUAACUGAAUUUAUGCGUUCUUCCCCUAUUUUUCUACAAUUAUGGAAAAAUACUUUCCAUCUUCUCCUUCAAAUCUAUCAGUCAAUUUAAUUCUUUUUUCUUAAACAACAACCUAAAACUAAGGUGUUGAACCAUCGGAAUGCAAGAUCUGUCAAGUAUCAAAUACCCCUAAUUUCGAUUUUUCCAAAGGGAGAAAACGGGUUCAAGAUCUCAAGUUCAUCUGUAUUUUUGGGGUUUGACGAGCGUUCAAUCAACAUCCAAGUUAUGUCUAUGUAACAUUUUUACUUUUAAUGAUUUUUAAUUCAAGUUAUGUCCAUCUUACAUUUGUUCUUUUAAUGAUUUUAUGUAAUUGUUGUUUGAUUUAUAAAUUUUUGUGAGAUUGAAAGUGUAAUCCUGUACAUGUUGUUUGUAAACCUGUAAUGCAAUAUUAAUAUGUUCGGUUAAUUGUGUUUUGAAAAAAGAAUUAGGGGCCUCAUAGGGGCUUCGAUUUUAAAGUUAGCACAGGGCCACCAAAUUGUUGGAGCCGGCCCUGACGCCAUCAACUCAAUAAAAGCGAUAUCCUAACCUUCGGGCUAAGCUACACUGCAUCCCCAGCACACAAACAUACCAUACACCUCACCACUUACAACACGCCACGUCAUCGGACUAGGGCAAAACAGUCCAUUAACACCAAACACAAAAUCCAAUCAAGAAUAAUCUGUAACGUGGCAGCAUCUGAUUCAACUCUAAUUCAGUACCCAAAUCAUACAGUCUGCUCUGCUGGCGCAUCAGAAAAUGAAGCGCGCGAUUUCUUUCCAAAAAUACUCUCGUCGUAAUUAUUUUUUGUCAGUAAAAAAUAAAUAGAAAAGUUGAAGUUCCUAAAUUUUCUGAAUUUGUGGUUUUUGUCUGAAUUUUCUCAUUCAGACUGAAAUUUCCAGCAAACAAAUUCAAUUCAAACACAUUUAUAUAUCUUUUUUCGCCGAGAUAUCUGUUUUUGAGUCGAAUUCGAAGAAAUUACAUUGAUUUUUGUAAUAACUCCACAAUUUUUAUUGAAUUUUUUGAGAGAGCUGAAGAUGGGAAUUGAAGAAAAUGGGUUGGAGAAGGUGGGAUUGAAUAGAACUAACAAGAAGAAUAAAUAUAGGAGAAUGGAUUCGCCAGAUUUAAGAGAAGAAUUAGAUGAGAUUUCAGAAUACGAGGCACAAAUUCUCAGGAAAAGCAGUACCAGGAAAUUUGUUAUGGCUUCUGCUGUUUUUGCCUCUCUCAAUUCUGUGCUCCUUGGUUAUGAUGUUGGGGUGAUGAGUGGGGCAGUAAUAUUCAUUAAAGAGGACUUGAAAAUAUCAGAUGUUCAAAUAGAAGUCCUCAUCGGAAUCCUAAGCAUAAUCUCAUUAUUAGGCAGUUUAGCUGGUGGAAAAACCUCUGACACUAUAGGUAGGAAAUGGACAAUGGCAUUAGCAGCUGCAAUUUUUCAAGUAGGGGCAGCUAUAAUGGCAUUAGCACCAAAUUUUGGGGUAUUACUUACAGGAAGGCUUUUUGCCGGGGUAGGAAUUGGGUUUGGUAUCAUGAUAGCUCCUGUCUAUAUAGCUGAGAUAGCACCAGCAAUUACAAGAGGGUGCUUAACAUCCUUUCCUGAAAUCUCUAUAAACUUUGGGAUUCUUUUGGGUUACAUCUCGAAUUAUGUAUUUUCGGGAUUACCUGCUCAUAUAAACUGGAGAAUCAUGCUUGGUGUUGGGAUUCUACCUUCUAUUUUCAUCGGUGGUGCACUCUUCAUCAUCCCUGAAUCUCCUAGAUGGCUGGUAAUGCAAAACCGUAUUGACGAAGCAAAGGUUGUUCUUCAGAAAACUAUUGAUAAUGAAAGGGAAGUUGAAGAGAAAUUAGCAGAUAUACAGCAAGCUGCAGGUACCACCAACAAUGCUGAUAAGUACGAACCAAAGGCAGUUUGGCAGGAGCUCUUACAUCCAACUCCAUCUGUGAAGAAGAUGUUAAUUGCUGGGUGUGGAAUUCAGAUUUUCCAGCAGAUAACAGGUAUUGAUGCUGUUGUAUAUUACAGCCCGACAAUAUUCAAAGAUGCUGGAAUAAGCAGCAACACAGAGCUUCUUGCAGCCACAGUAGCAGUUGGAUUCACAAAAACUUUUUCAAUCUUAAUUGCUAUCUUUCUCAUUGAUCAUCUAGGGAGAAAGCCUUUGCUUUAUGUGAGCACAAUUGGAAUGACAAUUUGUUUGGUUGGGCUCGGGCUAAGCUUAGCCUUACUAGGGCAUGAACCAAUUGGUAUAAAACUAGCUAUAUUGUUUGUUUGUGCAAAUGUGGCCUUCUUUUCUGUAGGGAUUGGGCCAGUUUGUUGGGUUUUGAGUUCGGAGAUUUUCCCUCUUAGACUUCGAGCUCAGGCAUCGGGUCUUGGGGCUGUUGGAAGUAGGGUUAGCAGUGGCCUAAUCUCGAUGUCAUUUCUUACAGUUUCCCAUGCAAUCACAGUGGCUGGAACUUUCUUUGUAUUUGCUGUGAUAUCAGUAUUGUCUGUUGUAUUUGUGUAUAAGUGUGUACCUGAAACAAGAGGGAAAUCUUUGGAAGAGAUUGAGGUUAUGUUUGAUGAAGAUAUACUCCUACAAUCAAGUGAAAUGGAGCUUGCAGAUACCGCGAGUCUUGUGCCAAAAGAACCGAAUGGAGCAUAGUUUUUCGCUCCAUAUCAGAGACGAACAUUUGCUUGCAGUGGCUACAUAGUCUAAAGCAUAAACAGGAAGCAGGGGACUACAUAGUCUUGCUGUUAAACAUGGCAAAAUAAGGGAGGGUGCUUCAUUAAGGGAGUGUUUGGUCUGGUGUAAAACGUUUUUAUUGGUGGGUGUAAUGUGAGAUGGUUUGAUGUGGUUUCGUCCAAAGAGAAUUAGAGAAUUAAUUUCAUGUAUCAUACAUUCUUUCUAUGAUAAACGGAAUUCUUGAUUUUGUUGGAUAAAA
This is a messenger RNA of Spinacia oleracea (spinach), 3168 nucleotides long. RefSeq names its product probable polyol transporter 4. Gene Ontology annotation, cellular component: membrane. The coding region runs from base 1299 to 2888 and encodes 529 amino acids. Gene Ontology annotation, biological process: transmembrane transport. The transcript has 2 exons. Gene Ontology annotation, molecular function: transmembrane transporter activity. NCBI's taxonomy places the organism in Eukaryota, Viridiplantae, Streptophyta, Magnoliopsida, Caryophyllales, Amaranthaceae. The record is from RefSeq and is a predicted model, not a curated record.